CACACGGCGACGCGUACACGCGCCUACAGACUACAAAUACCUUUUUAAAUUUCGUUUUUAAUCGAAAGUUCGUAGUCUCGCGAAUAUUUGAAUAAAGUGUACAGUUAUGGCGCGCAGUUAUUUAUUAAUUGUUUUUGGUAUUUUUGGUCUCUUAUUACAAGUACAAUGCAGCCAAUAUGACAAUCACACUCUCAUUCGUCUAUACCCAUGGAACCUUGAUCAACUACAUUCAGCGGCAAAAUUUGAAGACCCAGCAGGGGAGGUGGAAAUUUUGAAAGUGAGCCGUGGGGUCAAUGACUCUCUGGAUGUGUUAGUACCGCCAAACAAAGUGCAGUUUGUGAGGGACUAUGCUGACUCUAAAGGAUUGCAUUAUGAAGUGAAGCAGCAGAAUUAUGGCAGGACCCUGGAAGAUACACCUGACCGACUUCCAAGAAGGAGAGUUUUGAGCAGUUUCAACAUUUUUAGAUAUAAUUCUUUCGCUAAUAUGCAAGAAUUCAUAGAAGUAGCUGCAAAGAAGAAUCCAAGUUUGGUGCAACUUCAGGACCUCGGCAAGAGUUUCCAGGGUCGCAGAAUGAAGCUCGUUAAGAUAUCCUCACGGCCCGCCGCUGGCAACCCCAUCAUAUUUAUUGACGCUGGUAUACAUGCCCGUGAGUGGGUAGCACCGGCCAUGGCUCUGUACCUGGUCCACAGGCUGACUUCAGAUCCUGAAGCUCUGAAGGCGGGAGGACCACUGGACGGUGUGGAUUGGUACAUCCUGCCUCUUGUCAACCCUGACGGUUAUGAGUUCACCAGAUCCAGCAGAAACAAUCGCAUGUGGAGAAAGACCAGAUCAAAGCACCAAGGAAGUCAAUGUCUUGGCGUAGAUGGCAACCGAAACUAUGGCUUUAAGUGGGCGGUGAGCGGAGUAUCCAAUGAUCCAUGCCAUAAGGAGACUUUCGCCGGCCCUCAGCCCUUCUCAGAGCCCGAGACGCAGAUGGUUCGGAAUAUUAUGAUGGACAAUUCAAAACGCAUCAAGUUAUACGUAUCUUUGCAUUCGUAUGGACAAUAUUUGGUGUAUCCUUGGGGAUACACAGGAGACAUUCUCCCGCAAGAGUGGAAGAAGCUAGAUGAUAUGGCAAGAGCAGUAUCGUCCGCCGUUCAGCAAGCUGGAGGAUCGCCUUUCAAAGUAAUGAGCGCGGGCAAAUGGUACCCGGCGGCCGGCGGUAGUGAUGAUUUCGCCUUCGGAGCAGCGGGGGUUCCCUACUCCUAUACGAUGGAAUUAACUGACGGAUUCGAAUUCACUUUCCCAGAAAGCCGUCUCAGCACAGUGUUACCACAGUUUUAUGAAGGCUUUAAAAUGUUUGGAUCACGGAUUCGUAACGAAUUUGGACGCUUAAGAAAAAAAAGAGACGUAGCUGAAGUCUAGUGAUUCGUGGAAGACUGAUAUCAUGAAAUAGGCCUUUAUAGAAAAUAUGAAAAUUUGAAACGA
Helicoverpa zea (corn earworm) is the source of this 1468-nucleotide messenger RNA. RefSeq names its product carboxypeptidase B-like. The transcript is spliced from 7 exons. Gene Ontology annotation, molecular function: zinc ion binding; metallocarboxypeptidase activity. Bases 107 to 1405 code for a protein of 432 amino acids. Gene Ontology annotation, biological process: proteolysis. NCBI's taxonomy places the organism in Eukaryota, Metazoa, Arthropoda, Insecta, Lepidoptera, Noctuidae. The record is from RefSeq and is a predicted model, not a curated record.